UGCUUCGUCUCUUCCGGAAGUGAGUGUACGGUUUGAGCAGAGAAGACUUGUUUAUGUUUGAGGGCUGAACUUCGUCUUGGAAUAUUCUAAGCAGGUGGAAUAGUCUAGCAGCACAAGUAAUUUGGAGAUGGGGGACUCCACUCCCACUCACGGUGGAGGGGGAACGGGGGGAGGGAGCUCUGGCGAGUAUGACUAUCUCAUCAAGUUUCUAGCAUUAGGUGACUCGGGUGUGGGGAAGACAAGCUACCUCUACCAGUACACAGACAGCAUGUUUAACUCCAAGUUCAUUUCAACCGUGGGCAUCGACUUCCGGGAAAAGCGUGUGGUUCACCGAGUGCCAAGUGUGGACGGGUCAGUCGGGCGGAGUCAGAGGAUACACUUGCAGCUGUGGGACACGGCUGGGCAGGAGAGGUUUCGAAGUUUAACGACAGCGUUCUUCCGUGACGCGAUGGGCUUCCUGUUGCUGUUUGAUCUGACGAGUGAGCAAUCCUUCCUCAACAUCCGCAACUGGCUGACCCAGCUGCAGACCCACGCCUACUGCGAGAACCCCGACGUGGUGCUGCUAGGAAACAAGUCCGACCUCGAGGACAACCGCCUCGUAUCUGAGGACCGCGCCAGGGAGAUAGCAGACAAAUAUGGCCUCCCGUACUUUGAGACGAGCGCCGCUACUGGCCAGAAUGUGUCCAAGGCGGUGGAAUGCCUCUUGGAUAUGGUCAUGACACGAAUGGAGAAAUGCGUGGACAAAUCUCAGCUUCCCGGCAGUCGAAACAGAAACGGACACGCGUACGGACAGCAUGACGCAGACGACUCGGAAGGAGGAGGCUGUGCAUGCUGACAUAUGACUGGUCGAUAGUGGUUAUACCCUCAUCUGAUUGGACUAGGGAAGAAGAUAUGGUCUGAGAUGCUGAUUCACGAUGAUUGUGUGUCGAGGGAUUGUCGGGAUAUAACACUAGUUAUUCACUGCUGACUGUGAUGUUAAUACUUGUUAAAUGCCUAUCACUAUAUAUGACCCAUAGGUUUGAUUUAUGAUGUAUUAUUACUGCAUGUUUGAAAUUUUAUUUUGCAUUUUUUUUGUAUUCCUUGAGAAAAUAUUGGUUGUGAAAAUAUGCAUUUUUAAAUGUUCAGUAUCCACAUUCUGAGUGUAAUGAUUUUUUGCUGUAGUUCCACUGAAAGCAUGAAUAUGUUUGUCUUGUAAAUAGUAUUAUUAUUUUAUCAUAUGUUUGAAAACUUGUUAAUUAUGACUGUUGACUCAUCGUUGAUUAUCCAGUGUAGUAUCUGUAAUGAUAAUGAUAAUGAUAAUGAUAAUUAUCCUGGGCUCAUUCACCCGUAGCUGGGGCGGUCGGGUUAGCUCGUCACACCGACGACCCAGGGUCGAUACCCGACAUGGGUACAAUGUGUGAAGCCCAUUUCUGAUGUCCCCCACCGUGAUAUUGCUGGAAUAUUGUUAAAAGCUGCAUAAACCAUACUCACUCACCCACCCCCAGCAUCGUUUUGAAAGGAACGUCACCCACCCCACUGCUCCCUCUCCAACUUAGCACAGAAUUUCUCUCACUCCCAUUAGGCUGAUUUGAUUGAAUAGCAUUUUAUUUGUCAUGCUAUUUGAGUCGGACUCAAACCAAGGCUGUGAUAGCGUAUAGGUCCAGGGUAUUAAUUAGAUGUGAUGGAGGUACAAGCGAUGGAUGCUGGUGACUACAGCGUACUGUAUUCGACUUACUAAGUGUGCAUACGAACAUUCCAACAAGAUCCUUGAUCAGGGUCAGAGGCUUGAUUUUGUUUCAUAGGGCCAGAUGUUUAAAAAAAUCAGUUUUGUUAAUGGAUUUUGAUAGUGAAAAAUUUGUUUGGCAGAAAAUAUAUAAUAUAUAGUGCAUUGUUCAGGAUUUUUACUAUUCUAUAAGUAUGAUUUGAUCAGAAGGUGAUACAAAAUUUAAGAUGCCAAAUUUUGGUCGGUUUGGAUCCUUAUUAAUAUUUUUUGAAAGCUAGGCUUCAAGAGUUGUCUCCCUUACAUCCUUAUGUACACUUUACUUUUCACUUGGAUCAGUGUUCAAAGACGUAUUGCUUCUGUCCCCUAUAAGGAAACAUUUUUAGGAAAACCAUUAAUUCCAAUUCCAUAUUUUUGAUAAUUGCCCAUAAGCAUAUAAAUACUUUGCUUCAGACGCUAAUAUUGUGAAUCUGCUGUUUGGUGAUAAUAUGUCCGUAAGUCAGUUAAAACUUAUGCCACAUUUACGUAAAUCGUCCCCAUCAAAACUCGCCUUUAAAGAAAGUUAAGGAUCACCCAAUUCUAUAUUAUUACCAUAGUCAUGGUGUGACAGAUUAACUGUAGUAAUAUGAAAGAAUCAGAUGAUAUUUAACUUUUUUAGGAGAAUGUGUAGAUUCUGUGUCACGUUGGAGUCCUUUAGUACCAUUAUAUUUUCGUCUUUGUUAUAGCUGAAGGAAUUAAUUCUUUAACAACUCUGUCAACCCAACAUCAGUAUAUGGUGUCACAGUUUGAUAAUAUCGUGUCCUUAAUAGGCUAAAUAAAGAAAUAUUCUUGGUUCUCAGGCACCGGCCACAUCAUCAUAAAGUCCGCACGUUUCAUAUUUAUUUCCAUUUUCCAAAAAUUAAAAAAUAUAAUACACAGUUACUUCCCUUUAUAUCUCUUGUUAUGGUCAU
Messenger RNA from Haliotis rufescens (red abalone), 2649 nucleotides. Its product is annotated as ras-related protein Rab-27A-like. The coding region runs from base 128 to 835 and encodes 235 amino acids. NCBI's taxonomy places the organism in Eukaryota, Metazoa, Mollusca, Gastropoda, Lepetellida, Haliotidae. Gene Ontology annotation, cellular component: melanosome; secretory granule. Gene Ontology annotation, molecular function: GTPase activity; GTP binding. The record is from RefSeq and is a predicted model, not a curated record. The transcript is spliced from 7 exons. Gene Ontology annotation, biological process: melanosome transport; positive regulation of exocytosis.